ACCGUGGCAGCGCUGCACCGCGGGAGCCAAGAUGGCAGCGCACACGCUGAGGGCCCUGUGCCGGCCGCGGCUGGGGCUUCUCGCCGCCCGGUUCUCGCAGCGGGCCGCCGCCGGGACCGAGUACCGGAGCGCGUACAGCCUGGACAAGCUGUACCCGCCGCGGCAGGACGGCGGCGGCACCGGCAGCGCCGCGGAGGAGCAGCAGCCGCCCGCCCUCGACAUCCCGCUGGGUCGCCUCACCGUGACCUACUGCCGGAGCAGCGGCCCCGGCGGGCAGCACGUUAAUAAAGUGAACACCAAGGCAGAAGUUCGCUUCCACUUGGCAUCAGCAGACUGGAUUCCAGAAGCCGUAAGACAGAAAAUAGCAUCGAUGCACAGGAAUAAGAUAAACCGGGCUGGUGAGCUGAUUGUGAGCUCUGAGGAGAGUCGCUACCAAAUGAGGAAUCUGGCCAUUUGCUUAGAAAAGAUCAGAACCAUGGUCACGGAGGCUACGGAGCAGCCCAAGGUGGUGUCUAAGGAGACAGCACAGAAACUCAUAGAGAGGGUGGAAAAAAUGAACCGCGAACGACUACGACAGAAGAAGAUACACUCGAACAUAAAGCAGAGCAGGAAGGCAGACUUCGACUGAGAGAGCAGAGACCCAAGCCUUCAGCAUACCAUCUUCAUAAAGAAAUGGCGUUGGCAGCUGUAGAUGGUGCUAAACUUAUGAGCUGUUUUUAACAAAAAUGGUCUGAAAGUGUAAAUAAAAAUAUAUAACAUCUCCUUUUGAAUUG
Strigops habroptila (Kakapo) is the source of this 773-nucleotide messenger RNA. RefSeq names its product mitochondrial ribosomal protein L58 (gene MRPL58). Bases 32 to 628 code for a protein of 198 amino acids. Gene Ontology annotation, biological process: mitochondrial translational termination. Gene Ontology annotation, molecular function: translation release factor activity. NCBI's taxonomy places the organism in Eukaryota, Metazoa, Chordata, Aves, Psittaciformes, Psittacidae. Gene Ontology annotation, cellular component: mitochondrial large ribosomal subunit. The record is from RefSeq and is a predicted model, not a curated record. The transcript has 6 exons.